This is a messenger RNA of Xenia sp. Carnegie-2017, 919 nucleotides long. RefSeq lists its product as uncharacterized. The record is from RefSeq and is a predicted model, not a curated record. The transcript is spliced from 2 exons. NCBI's taxonomy places the organism in Eukaryota, Metazoa, Cnidaria, Anthozoa, Malacalcyonacea, Xeniidae. The coding region runs from base 321 to 839 and encodes 172 amino acids.
AGAGAUACAAACUACUAUAAAAAUGUAUGUCGGAUAACGUUUACAAACAAGGAUUUUCGAAUAUUUAAGAUAUUUGGCGACGUUUUACUUAUCUCAAAUAUCUGUCAUGGAUAAUUAAAGUUAUUUAAAUCAAUUUGACAUCAAAAUUAUUUCGAUACCUGUAAAAUAUCGGCGUUCGUGUUCAUUUGAAGAUCGCUCGUGCAAGAAUCGAAUUUGCCUCAUAGUGGCCAAGGCAAGAUAAUUCACAGCUCGCUUUCCAAGUUUAGAGGCAGUUAUGAUCUAGAAUAUGUUUCAAUGCUUAAAAUUGUGUUCAUAUCAUAAUGAAACGUGACCAGGUGCAAUACAGAAAAAACUGGAUUGCUGCUAAUAAAGCUUUAAGAUGCAGUGAUGCAAUUCCUAAUGAUGAUGGCUGUAGUAAUCUGUUCAAUAAUGUUUUCGAUAAUGACCGUGGACUUUCACAACCUUUACAAAAAUCAACUAGAACCAUUGCCAGUCCUAAACAAAGUUCUUUCUAUUUGAAAGUUGGUCUUGAUGAUUGUGAUAUUGGGGAAAAUGUCCGUGCUGUUUCUGGUGAAGUUGAUAUUUUAGAUGUUUCUUUUUGCCAUGGAAAAGCAGAUUCUUUGGUAAAUGUGAAUGCAGACAUUGGGGAGAUGCAUUGUUCUGUUUCUUCUGAUUUUGAAGAUGAUAGUUUAAAAGUUUCUUUUCAAGAUGGGUUAAUUGAUUGGGUGAAUGAGUACUCAAUUAAGCAAAAUGCUGUUGAUGUUUUGCUUGAUCUUAAUAAGGAUAAUGGUCAUCCAAAUUUGCCUAGUUGUGCUUGCACUUUGUUGCAUACAUCAUGAUGUAUUCCCAUUCAGAAAAAUUCUGGCAUGGAUUACGUGUACUUUUCUUUUGCUGAACAAUUGUUAAAGCACUUUCACAA